AUUUUCCAGUGGCGCAAGUUUUUUUUUUUUUUCAGAACAUAUUCUCCAACUCAAGUACGCCGGAUAAUGAGUGUAGAACUGGCAAUGCCAUGUACCGCUUACGUAGCGUGCUUAGCGUACCUGAUGCUGUUGGAUUGGAAGCUGACUGGGGAGGCUUAAAUAGAAAACAGCAGGAGAGGGAAGAAGGAGAUGAACUCAAGAAAAUAUAAAUAAAUACGAGCAAAAUGGGGAUUCAUAAUCAGUAACUGACGCCCGAGAGAGCUUUCCAUCAAAGGGAAUCCCAGCAGAGGAUCGCUGCUUGCAACUGCACCCCGUGGUUUAAAAUGAAGAAUGUCUGCGCUACCAAAGAGUGACCAGGAGGAGGUGAUGAUGGGAGCAGGAGGGAGCUGCCAGGGGGUGCUGUGGUUCCAUUAGCUACGUGGCGCCGGGCUGAGAUGUUGUGCUGAAAAAGAAACCGGGCCAACAAAUAACAAACUCAACCAGAACUCCUCUAUCCAAAAAAAAAAAAAAUAAAAAAAAAAAGCUUUACAUUUUAAUUUAUUUUUUGUUUUGUUUUGUUCUCUCCCUCCCCCUCAGUUUCGUCGGAUUUGUGAUUUGUAUGGCAGCGGUGUAACCGUGGAGAGGCCAGGGUAUCACAAGCUUAUGGAUUUUGAUAAGAGAGGAGGGAAGGGGGAGGCUGAGGAAGGGAAAAGGAUGUCCAAGGUAGCUGGAGGGAGGACUGGACAUGGCGGCCGGAGUUCAGGGUCUAACUCUGGGGUGCUUAUGGUUGGCCCAAACUUCCGUGUCGGGAAAAAAAUUGGUUGCGGGAAUUUUGGAGAGCUGCGUCUUGGGAAGAAUCUGUACACCAACGAGUAUGUGGCCAUCAAAUUGGAGCCAAUCAAAUCCAGAGCACCACAGCUGCAUUUGGAAUACAGGUUUUACAAGCAGCUGGGAAAUUCAGAGGGGAUUCCUCAGGUGUAUUACUUCGGCCCAUGCGGGAAAUACAACGCCAUGGUCCUGGAGCUACUGGGACCCAGUCUGGAAGACCUCUUCGACCUCUGCGAUCGGACGUUCUCACUUAAAACUGUGCUCAUGAUCGCCAUACAGUUGAUAACUCGAAUGGAGUAUGUACAUACCAAAAGCUUGAUCUACAGAGACGUCAAGCCAGAGAAUUUCCUGGUGGGGAGACCCGGUAGCAAACGGCAGCACACAAUCUACAUAAUAGACUUCGGGCUGGCCAAAGAAUACAUCGAUCCCGAGACCAAAAAACACAUCCCCUAUCGGGAGCACAAGAGCCUGACGGGCACCGCCAGAUACAUGAGCAUCAACACACACCUGGGGAAAGAACAAAGCAGAAGGGAUGACCUGGAAGCACUGGGUCACAUGUUCAUGUACUUCCUGCGUGGCAGCCUGCCGUGGCAGGGCUUGAAGGCUGACACCUUGAAGGAAAGGUAUCAGAAAAUUGGGGACACCAAACGAUCGACACCAAUCGAAGUGCUAUGUGAAAACUUCUCAGAGGAAAUGGCUACUUAUCUGCGCUAUGUGAGGAGGCUGGACUUCUUCGAAAAACCAGAUUACGACUACUUGAGAAAACUCUUCACUGACCUCUUCGACAGGAGUGGAUUCGUGUUCGAUUACGAAUACGACUGGGUCGGCAAACCACUACCCACUCCCAUCGGUCCCAUCCACAGCGACACCCCACUGCAGCCGAGCAGCAGAGACAAAGCACAACAGCAGACCAAAAACCAGUCGCCUGAGCUCCAAGGAACGUGGGAAUCCCAGCCCACUCCAGUGACCACUAGGGAGCUUCUGGGGUCUCAUCUCACAGCUGAUAGGCUCGGGGGCUCAGUGCAGGUAAUGAGCUCUACAAACGGGGAGCUGAACCCUGAUGAUCCUACAGCAGGACACUCCAACGCUCCAAUCACAGCGCCGGCAGAGGUGGAAGUGGCAGACGAUACAAAGUGCUGUUGUUUUUUUAAGAGGAGGAAGAGGAAAGGUCUCCAACGCCACAAGUAAACCAGAGAAGUGAUGCAUUCUGGUCACUGAACAAAAACAUCUCGCUGCUGCACCCAACCUGUGCACAAAGGAUCGUUCCCUUCCCACCUGCUACAUGGGCAACAAUACUUGUGGUUCCUUUUUUUUAAAAGAAACAAAAAACACACACCCACGCACAACGAAAACGUAAUUGGGGGGGGUGGGGUUGGAGGGAGGGGAUGGAGAUGCUGUGGAUUCUGAUGUAUCUUAGCAUCCACACAAGACAUUACCUGUACAAACCCAUCGAACAUGGGCAGGGGAAACGGGAAAGCCUGUUCCAUAGAGCUAGUCGUUAUUGUGGGAUCAAGUAAUGAAAUUGAACUGUAUUAAUGAUAACAACAAACCACCCAGAACAAAUCACUGCAAGAAACCGAAGACUUUCGUCAGAAUUGGAAGCUUUUAUGUAAAUUCUUUGUUCUUUUUUCCUUUUAUUGUUGUUGUUGUUGUUGUUAUUUUUUUCUAAUUUAAAUUGAAGUUGCAUUCAGUCCUGCCUCGGAGCUGGGAUGAAUCUGCUUCACUUUUUCAUGUGCAGUGCUCUGGAAUUGACAUUUUGUUUUGUUUUCUGUCGUCAAUGUGGACAUUGUAGCACAGUCACUGGCCUCGGGUACUGUGGUAAGAACGAGGGGAUACAAUAGAAAACCUCUCUUCUUAAAAUUGCACUUUUGAAAAAAAACAAACAGUACAGAAUUCUGGGCUUUGGGAUUAAUAAAAAAAACAAUAAAGACUGGUCAAGGAAGAUUAAAAAAUCAUGCUGAUCUCUUUACAAGGUCAGACAUCACUAAACACGUGUCUCUUUUAAAAUGUGUUAAACAGGUUCACAAACAUACCAGCAAUCUGAGUUCGGGUUCCGUUUAAAAUGUCUGAAGUCGCUUUCUCACUUAUUUAAUUUAUUUUUUUAAGUUUUUAAAGCUGGGAGUAAACCGCACCUUUUAAUAUACCCGACCGUAUAACCAGUCGGGUAUAUUAACAUAAGACAAAAAAAAAAAAAAAAAGGUAAUAAAAGUGACAUUGCUCUGUGCUGUAAGAGAGAGGUGAGAAGGCACUUUACAUAGGGAUUGAUUCAAUCUCCCCAGAGGUGGGUAAAACAUUAGCACAAGUUUGUGAAUUAAGUGCAAAACUUUUAAAGCUGGCAAAUGCAUCUACUGCAAAUGGGGUAGAAGUCACCCACCAUAGACCAUGUCAAUUGAAUGCUGUUCAAGCAUGCUUUUUCAAUGGGAGCAAACCUGCUGGGAUAUUCUAUCGCAAGUGGACCUAAUUCUGGGAAGCUGAUACAUAAACCACAUGAGUUAUAGCGUAGGUGCUGAAAAAAAAAAAGCUGUGUGAGAAUGAGUCUAGCAAAAAGACCCCUUUUGAUUGGCUUUGACCUCAUUAUUCUCCAUGUGGGGAUAGGCAAAUAUUGGCAGUGACAUUUUAAAGCUAGUUUAAAGAAACAUUUAGUUGACAUAAACUGAUGCUCUUGGUCCAUUUGAGCUGAAGUGAACCUGUUUUUGAAUAUGCAUUAUAGCCUCGUAUUAUCCAGACUAAUUGAGAUAGAGAGGUGUUUGCAUUCCCAUACUUGUGACUACUUUGUCAUGCAGCCUAUGCUUGACCUUGCUUUCUUUACACUAAGUGUUUAACUUUGUGUACCACAAAACUUUUAUGAGAGAGCUUCCUCUAUUCCAUGUUUGUCCUCCGUUAUCUGUAAGCCUGUGAUAUUUGUGUAAGAAAGUGCAAUACUGUGGCCAACCAGGCUGUUCCUCUGAUACUGUGUUAAACAGAAGUCAGUCGCCACUUCGUUGCGCUGCUUUUUAAAAUUUUUUAAAAAAAAGGAACUACACUAUGUUCUCUGAAUUUGUAACCUCCAGGGAAUUGUUAGUUACCAUGGUACAGUAUUUGUUCAGCGGUGUUUGCCAAUGCUGUGGUCUGUUAAUGGUUUGGUAGCAAGGAUUCUUCAACCCAGCGUGUUCAGUUUUGUUCAUGUGGUGGAUCUCUGAACCGGAGGUGAUGCUUCAAACACAUUGAUAGAUUUCUCGGUGAAACGGGUGUCUUGCAAUUUUACAACGCAUAUUUUAUAUUUAGCGCUUCUAAAAAUGAAAGCAAAAUGCAUUUUCAAUCUAAAAAAACCCAACCCUGCCACCUUUUGUUUGGCAUGUCGUUGUGUCUGGCGUGUAAUACAGAGGACAGCUGUGUAACUUAUUCUUAAACAGCAGUAAGGCAGGCGGUUAGAUCUCUUACAAUAUCGGAAUUGCAGUUUGACUGUGAGUGUGCUCCUUUUCACUGCAGUUGUACAGGUGAAUCUCGCUGAUAAAAGAUCUUGCUCAGAUUAGCAACGUGCUUAGUAGGUUCAUCUGUUAUAUUUCAUUCAAAAUCAGCAAUAACCCUUUGAAAACAA
This is a messenger RNA of Acipenser ruthenus (sterlet), 4384 nucleotides long. RefSeq names its product casein kinase I. The coding region runs from base 643 to 1995 and encodes 450 amino acids. The record is from RefSeq and is a predicted model, not a curated record. Gene Ontology annotation, cellular component: nucleus; plasma membrane; cytoplasm. NCBI's taxonomy places the organism in Eukaryota, Metazoa, Chordata, Actinopteri, Acipenseriformes, Acipenseridae. Gene Ontology annotation, molecular function: protein serine/threonine kinase activity; ATP binding. Gene Ontology annotation, biological process: peptidyl-serine phosphorylation; endocytosis; signal transduction. The transcript has 12 exons.